Messenger RNA from Carassius gibelio (silver crucian carp), 2173 nucleotides. RefSeq lists its product as uncharacterized. Bases 315 to 1307 code for a protein of 330 amino acids. The transcript is spliced from 4 exons. The record is from RefSeq and is a predicted model, not a curated record. NCBI's taxonomy places the organism in Eukaryota, Metazoa, Chordata, Actinopteri, Cypriniformes, Cyprinidae.
UUUUGGGAACAGAAAGCUGCAGCGAGCACAUGUGGAUUUUCAUCCGUCUUUAUAUUGUGAUUUAACCGGUGAGUGCACCUUUGCCUUGCUCCUUUCACACAAAAUACACGUUUGCAAUUGCAAAUAGCUGUGCAAAUAACUUUGAUAAUAGUGGAUGCUGAAGCUGUAACUGUUUAAUAUGUCCAUUUCAGUGCUAAAACCGUCAACGUUCCAACGGCAUCAUAGAUUGGAGCUGGAUAGAUUCAGAUAUUCUCCGAUUACAAGUCCACAUCAUUGCACCCAUGAAGUGAUGGCAAGAGACCUUCACCAGCAGCAUGGUCAGAGUUUUGGCAGAUGAGAUGAUGAAAUAUGAGCUAAACCCAACACGUGGACAAUGUGUCACAGUCUGCCGAAAUAUCAUCCGCCAGUAUCCUCAAAGUUUUGCUGAUCUCCGUGACAAUGGUCAGGUACUAGGAAAUGGUUAUACCUCACUGUUAAUUCAAAUUAAAAACCGAACUGAAAAUCUGAACGGCACCACCAGCUUUCGCCAACACCGUUCAUCUGGUGAUGGACUAAAGAGAGGUCCUACUGAUACAUACGGCUGCACCAGAUUCCAGCCUGAUCUCCCACCAGAGGAGACAGAUGAAAGUGUAGAGCAGAAGCGUCAGCGGCUGGAGGAGAUAUACCGUCGAGAUGGAAUAAAUGGGGUUGAAAAAGCAGAAGUUAAGCAACUUAUGGAAACAACCUUUUGCCUCCAGCGGCAGCAAAUAAACAUAUUACCAUCACCCACCAUCGCUGAUUUAAGAAAGCAGUGGCCAUACCUUUUCACUCAGAAAGGGCUUUAUGCUCAUUUUGAACUUCUGACUGAUAUCAAAGUUAUGCGUGCACUUGAGCUUGCCAUGGAAGAGUGUGGAAGAGCCAUUGUGGAGUUCUUCAGCAGCAAACCCACCAAUGCAGAUGUCAGGACUGUCAUUUCUCUGCGGCCAGACCUCGAGCUUUCCUUCUGCAUCAUCCAACUUCUCAUGGCUCACUUCUCUGAGACUCAGGAAGGGCUGAUACUUUUUGCAAAUGCAUCUUCCACUGCAGCUGAUGUAGAAAGGACACUUGAACUACCUUCAACUCCUCGACUGAUACUCUUUGGUGAAAAACCAGGAAGCUGCAUUCAUAAAUUGAUGAUUAGUUUUGAGGGGCAAAUAAUCUGUGAGGGCAUCCAGCCAAGUUUUCUGUCUGGACUUGCUGCUGUGUUUUCAACUUUCUACAAUUUCAAUCUGGAGUACCAAGCUGAGGCUGCAUCCAAGUUGGAAUUCAUUCAGAGGUUAGAUGCUUAGAAUCAUAUGAUAAUUUCUAUUCACAUUCUCGUUAUGUAAAAUUUUACCCACACUAAUUCUGAAUGUAUGCAUUUGUUUUUCAGGCGCUUCAUUGGAAUAAAUCCUGAAAAAGGCACCAAGGGUGGACCAGACAGGGAAGGUCGGCCACAAAAAGAAAUCAGUCAACACUCGGGUUGCCAGUCUACUUAAGAAGCUAAUGGACUUUGAGUGGGACUUCAUAUAAGUGAACUUACUCAUCCACUGACAUACCAAACACACACCCUACACAUACUCUUCACACAUGACAAAAACAUGUUUUUAGUGUGUAUAGUCGCACAAUUUUUUCAGGUGUUCAUUCUUGAAUACCUACAUUUUGACUUCAUUCAUCAUUGAAUUAUUUCUUCAUUCAGUAACUCUUAUUCACUAAUCAUUUAGUAAUUCUUAUUCUCUCAGCAGUUCGCUGAGUCACUCAUUUAGUUUUUUCUAAUGUUAUGUAAAUUAUUUGUUUAUUCAGUUAAACGAAAGUUUACUCUGAGGCUUAAGUUUUAGUCAUUCCACUUGCAUCAGCCACAAAUUUUGAGAAUAUUUUGUGAUUUAAAGUGGCUUUUUUUUUCAAGUUUUAAUAAAAAAAAUUUGAAGUUACACUUUGUGUUGAAUUUUUAAUGUUUCAAAGGCUAUAUCUGUAUGUUCUAUUAAAACAUGGUUUUAUAGCAAGACUUCAAAGGGUUAAUUCAUAAAAUUAAAGAAAUAUCUAGAAAAAUAAUUCCACCUUUUUUCUUAGCAGUGUGUAGUUUGUAGUUUACAGUUAAAAGUAAAAAAAAAAAAAACAUCAACUAACUGUUAAUGCUUUUGACAGUAAUUUAUUGUUAAUUUAUAAAAUAACAGCU